AUGGCUGGAGGCUCAAGAGGGGACAAGUCUCAGCCUUGGACUGCAGCACGAUGUCAGCGGCUCCUACGUCAACUUCAGUGUCGCCUGGUAGCCCUACGAAAACUUGUCAACGAAGCCCAACAACAGACAACAAGCACUCGAACGAAACGACCCAACACCGAUGACGACGCCACGGGAGCCCGAAAGCGAGUGCGCUACACAUAUGGACGACGCCGUUCGGCUCCAGCACAGACAAAACCCGCAACAGCAGAACUGUCUACGCCUCCACGUUCCGUGCGUACUCUCGGUGCGAUGAAGAUCGACCGCUCAUCGCCAGGGGAGGGACGGGUUGACUUUCCGACGCCCUUGCUGCGGAAGUUUCGCGAGCAGUCAGCAACAUCUCAGCCAUUACCUACCAAGUCCGAAUCAGCGAACCCAUCUUCGUCAUCUCUUGUUGCCGACCUACAAUCCCUCCGCCGGAUCAUCCCUGAGAGCCAAUUUCGAAUCUACGAAGCCAUUUUUGGAUGGAUGAACACUCUACUUCAAUCGACCGAACCGCUAUCGCAGAUUACUCACCCCAAAUCGCUUCUAGGCAUGUGCCUCCGGAAGGUUCCGGCUGCUUUGGCCGCCAUAGAGGCUUGGGACAAGCAGAUCGCAGAGGAAGAAGGCACCAGGUUCAAAUGGGAGUCAUCCAAGGCGUCGACAGAACUCUACGGACAACUUGAGGGCUUUGGCGCGACAGGUCUCGGCUGGAAACCGUUGAAACUGGUCGUCCGGGCACAUGCCUUGUCUCUCCUGGCCGGAGCUGUAUCAGAGGGAUUAUUCGAGCCUCCCUUUGUACGACUACUAGCGGAGCUUUGCAUCAGUCUCGAGUCCAGCGAGGAAGCGGCCCGGCUCGUAUCAAGCCUCGAUUGCCCCCUGGCGGCGCCUCGCAGCUCAUCAAGCACCCUUGUGGAAAGCAGCACAGUUCAGCCACUGGGCGUUAUAGUCAAAAGCCUGCAUAGCCAACGUUCGUUCGGUGCAUCCUUUGAGUGCCUCUCAAGCCUUGUCCGUACUAAAAAGCUAUCGCUGAGUUGGUUGACAUCAAGGGCAUUUCAGGUUGUCUGGACUCGAGGCAUCGAGGUUUUGAACAGCAGCAGCCCAGCACCCUCAGCCAUCGACUUUAUCUGUACGGCUAUCGACCAACUAGUGUUGCACGACGGCAAGAAAACAGGGGCAGAGAAAAAUCCAGAAGAGCAGACCUUGGUGAGCGUCCUUGCUGCACUGACAGCGGCAGCAUGGACGCUAGGUACCGAGAGGUGCGACACCCCAGGACCGUGGAGGAGACAAGGUGCUCGACGGAUGUUACACGUGCUCGAGUGUUGCGUCGUUCAGCAACAGAAGCGUCGUGGAGCGUUUCGAAGCAAUAGUCUCUUUACCCUCGCUCUAGCACGAUUCAUUGCUACGGCCAUGAUCGACAGCGAUGUCAUCGAUCUGACAGCGAAACAACAGGCGAGUCAGGAGUGCGCCAGAUUGUUGACAGUUGGAAACGGAACACCGUCCCGAUGGCAAUACCGACAAACACUUUUGAUGGCCUGCUUCGUUGCGCAAUAUCGGGGACGAGCAUGUGGACUAGCGUGUCACGAUGUCUUAUCGGAGAUAUGUGCAACUCUUGAUGGUUUUGGGCUUCCCGAUUGGUUUCACGACGGUUUGAGAUCGGACGGGGCCUUUGUUUUGGCGCAGAAAACAAAGGACCUCCGAGAUGUUGCUUUUGCUGAGAGCCUUCCCGCGGCGGGCAAGGGCACUCUGGAGACGACCACCAUGUUUUCAGGCUGGCGAUGGGAAGAGGGCAUUGGCGAAUGGGUGCUCCCCAGCCCUGAGCCAAAGAUAGGAGGUGAGCCGAGACAGCAUCAGCAUAAACGGGAAGCGAGGGGCCAAAGGAGCACAGAUCUACACCAAGAUGAACGAGACCGGGUCAACGGCCCUAGAUGGAACGGGCCCGUCCAGAGUAGCAGUGCCAGAUGCGACAGAAGCAGCUCGGUGGGGAGCGACGAGGAUGAGGACGAUGACGACGAGGCGGGCACCACCGAAGACGAGGAGGAGCAUGAUACGAGCGUGACCACGGUCAUGGAUAUGGACAUGGAAGACAGUGAGGAUGAGCUUGGCGGUUGCGCACAGAUGGAGGGCUGUAACGGGGUCAAGGCCCGGUUACCAGCACGGGGGAUUGGGAUCUAUACUAGGGAUCCCAGAGGAAGCACGAACGGUGGGAACAAAAGCAGCAGAAGCGGAGGCACAACAACCGUAAAGGUGAUGAAGAGGAUCAAGCGCGCGGGCAGCACACGGGCCCGUCAAAGGGCCGGGUCCGAAAAGCUCGGCAGGGGCAGACCGGAGAAGCAAGAUGAAGACAUGCAUCUGCCGGCCGGGCUUGACUGGGACGACGACGAGCUUGGGAUGCCCUGA
Messenger RNA from Fusarium falciforme, 2418 nucleotides. RefSeq lists its product as hypothetical. The record is from RefSeq and is a predicted model, not a curated record. The transcript has a single exon. NCBI's taxonomy places the organism in Eukaryota, Fungi, Ascomycota, Sordariomycetes, Hypocreales, Nectriaceae. The coding region runs from base 1 to 2418 and encodes 805 amino acids.